Molecule: messenger RNA, 2238 nt
Organism: Spea bombifrons (plains spadefoot toad)
Lineage: Eukaryota; Metazoa; Chordata; Amphibia; Anura; Pelobatidae
Gene: GLS
Product: glutaminase
Exons: 18
Coding region: 85-2016 (643 amino acids)
Biological process (GO): L-glutamine catabolic process
Molecular function (GO): glutaminase activity; protein binding
Source: RefSeq, a predicted model, not a curated record
GAACUAGAAAGCAGACAGUACGAGACGCCAGGCUUGCAUUGUGAGGCGGUGACAGAGCUGAAAGGGAAGUGUUUAACGUUACAAAUGUUUCGUCUUGGGAGCUCCGUGAUGCUCAAAGAGCUGCUACAUUCUACCGUACGAAAUUCCGUGACCGGUGGCUUAACCUCUAAGGCUCUCCGCAGCCUAGCCGCUGCGGUACCACCCAAGCUUAGUCCCUGGCAGGGUGACGGCGGAGGUGGUGGCAUCAGCGGCCAGAGAUGGUGGUUGGCGCCUUCUCAGAUAACGCAGGCCAGGGGCUUUUACUCCAAGACAGACGGGACAGCGGGCGACGAAAGCAGCCAAAGCUCUGCCGCCGGCACCGAUCCUGCAACCAGUGCCCCCAAAGACGACAAAAAGAAUAAUCAAGGACUUUUACCAAGUCUUGAGGAUUUGCUCUUCUAUACAAUUGCUGAAGGACAAGAAAAAAUACCAGUUCAUAAAUUUAUCACCGCAUUAAAGUCUACAGGACUGCGUACAUCUGACCCAAGGCUGAAAGAAUGUAUGGACAUGCUAAGAUUAUCUCUUCAAACCAUGUCAGAUGGUGUCAUGCUGGAUAAAGAACUCUUCAAAAAGUGUGUUCAAAGCAACAUUGUUCUGCUCACGCAGGCAUUUAGAAGGAAAUUUGUCAUUCCUGAUUUUAUGUCCUUUUCCUCUCACAUUGAUGAGCUUUAUGAGAGCGCCAAGAAGUUGUCUGGUGGAAAGGUUGCUGAUUACAUUCCUCAACUGUCUAAAUUCAGUCCAGAUUUAUGGGGAGUAUCAAUUUGCACCAUAGAUGGUCAGAGGCAUUCAGUCGGAGAUACCAAAGUCCCGUUUUGUCUCCAGUCAUGUGUGAAGCCCCUAAAAUACGCCAUUGCAGUAAAUGACCUUAGUACAGAAUAUGUCCACAGAUAUGUUGGAAAAGAGCCCAGUGGGUUAAGAUUCAACAAAUUGUUUCUGAAUGAAGAUGAGAAGCCACAUAACCCGAUGGUGAAUGCUGGUGCUAUUGUCAUCACGUCUCUGAUAAAGCAAGGAUCUGGCAAUGCUGAAAAAUUUGACUAUGUCAUGCAGUUCCUUAAUAAAAUGGCUGGAAAUGAAUAUGUUGGAUUUAGUAAUGCAACUUUCCAGUCGGAGAGAGAAAGUGGUGACCGCAACUUUGCUAUCGGAUAUUACUUAAAAGAGAAAAAGUGUUUCCCUGAGCACGCUGAUAUGGUUGCAACGCUAGACUUUUAUUUCCAGUUAUGCUCCAUCGAGGUGACAUGUGAAUCUGCCAGUGUCAUGGCUGCCACACUGGCCAAUGGGGGAUUCUGCCCAAUAACUGGCGAGAGGGUCCUGAGUCCAGAAGCCGUCAGAAACACUUUAAGUUUAAUGCACUCUUGUGGAAUGUAUGACUUCUCGGGACAGUUUGCGUUUCAUGUGGGCCUGCCAGCGAAAUCUGGAGUGUCUGGUGGAAUCCUUCUGGUUGUCCCCAAUGUCAUGGGCAUGAUGUGCUGGUCUCCUCCUCUGGAUAAACUGGGGAACAGUGUCCGUGGCAUUCAGUUCUGUCAGGAUUUGGUAUCUCUGUGCAAUUUCCAUAACUAUGAUAACCUAAGACACUUUGCAAAGAAACUUGAUCCACGUAGAGAAGGUGGUGACCAACGGGUGAAAUCGGUCAUAAACCUUCUAUUUGCCGCAUACACCGGAGAUGUUUCUGCCCUGAGAAGGUUUGCGCUGUCAGCAAUGGAUAUGGAACAACGUGACUAUGAUUCUCGUACAGCUCUGCACGUUGCUUCAGCAGAAGGUCACGUAGAAGUUGUACGAUUUCUUUUGGAAGCCUGCAAAGUAAAUCCUUUUCCAAAAGACAGAUGGAAUAAUACACCUAUGGAUGAAGCUAUGCAUUUUGGACACCAUGAUGUUGUUAAAAUUCUCCAAGAAUACCAAAACAAUUAUAACCCCCGUGAUGAGCCAAACCAAGAGAAGCAAGAGCAGACAGUUCAGAAGAACCUGGAUGGGCUGUUAUAACUCUCAGCUGAAGCAAUCUUCAUGUAUUUGCACUUGUUUAAGCUGUAGGAGCUGAUAAAGAGUGUGUGAUACUUUUUUUCAUAACGUUGAUGUAUAUUUUAGAUGAAGUCUUUGUGUUUCAGUGUUAUUUUUCAAGUUGGACGCUCAGGAUAAAAAUUGAGGAAAAAAGCAACAAAGCAAAGCCUCUCUUUUUAGCCCCUUGCCCUGCCAUUGCGGACUCCA